Molecule: messenger RNA, 762 nt
Organism: Mytilus trossulus (common blue mussel)
Lineage: Eukaryota; Metazoa; Mollusca; Bivalvia; Mytilida; Mytilidae
Exons: 7
Coding region: 24-629 (201 amino acids)
Source: RefSeq, a predicted model, not a curated record
ACCAUAGUCUGUAAACUUGAACGAUGGCAAUCGUAUUUAGCGUAUGGAACUGUGUAGCCAUUUUUUUCCUGUAUUCAAAAUUCCUACAGAGCACAGUUGAGGCAGGAGGUGAUGCCCAGAAAUGUUCCACAUCAAGAAUACCAUCAUGCACCUCAAAAUAUACCAGUGCGACAGCAGUAGCCGAUGACAAGAAUACAGUUUGCAAUGCAGGAAAUUCCUUUCUGGAUUGUGUGAACAAAGCUUUAACUGAUUGCAACGUGGAUCCUUCCUCUUUAAGUGAAACAUUGGCUCCUGUCAAACAGGUCCUUUCAGAGGCUGGAUGUGGAGGUGGAGGUGAUGGCCAGAAAUGUUCCACAUCAAGAAUACCAUCAUGCACCUCAAAAUAUACCAGUGCGACAGCAGUAGCCGAUGACAAGAAUACAGUUUGCAAUGCAGGAAAUUCCUUUCUGGAUUGUGUGAACAAAGCUUUAACUGAUUGCAACGUGGAUCCUUCCUCUUUAAGUGAAACAUUGGCUCCUGUCAAACAGGUCCUUUCAGAGGCUGGAUGUGGAGGUGCAAACGGUUCCGGAAGUCUUAUUUUCAACUUGAUCGCAGUAGUGUCAGGACUUACUUUUUAUAAGUUGUUUUAGAGGGGAAAUGUAUUUCAUUGUAUGAACAAAUAUACUUGUAAAACUAUUUAUAAAUCAACAGUCAAACAAACCUAUAUACAGACACAAUCUUUUUGGGCACCCUUAGAAAUUUUAUAUUGUCAAUAUUAACUUA